AUGACGCUGAUCAAGCCUGGAAACAAGGCUAAAUUCCUCAUCCCACUUAUUAAACAGUCCCAUGCCGGGCAAUAUGUCUGUUUGUGUCACAAGCCUCCUAAUUGGGCAGAGAAGAGUGAUACCCUGGAGCUGGUGGUGACAGGGUAUUUCUCCACAAAACCCACACUAUCAGCCCUGACAAGCCUUCUGGUUACUUCAGGAGAGAACAUGAUCCUCCAAUGUGCCUCACGGGAGAGAUAUGACAAUUUUAUUCUGACCAAGGAAAAUGAGAAGUUCUCCAUGCCCCAGGACUCACAGCAUAUAAACUCUACUGGGAAGUUCCAGGCUCUUUUCCAUAUAAGUCCUGUGAAAGUCAUUCAUAGAGGAACGAUUAGAUGUUAUGGCUACAAGAAUAGUACCUAUGUGUGGUCGAAGCCCAGUGACUCCCUAGAAAUACACAUCACAGUGUUGCAAGCUGGGUUAUACCAGGCAAAAUUCAUCAAAAGCAAUGUGACCUUUAUCGAUGGGGGCAUCUACAAGUGCUACGGCUCUGAAGACACAUUGCCCUACUUAUCGUCAUACCCUAGUUACCCUGUGGAGCUUGUAGUCUCAGGAUCCUUUGAAGACCCAGAUUCCUCAUCCCAAGAGCCCAUUCCAACAUCUGCAAUACUUCCAAAGCCUGCCAUCAGGGCUGAGCCAGGAUCUGUGGUUGCCGAAGGAUCUCAGGUGACCAUCAUAUGUGAGGGAACCUCAGAUGCUCAGGGUUACUAUCUUUACCAUUACAGAAACCUAGUUUCUCUGCGCAGAAUGACCCUGAUGAAGCCUGGAAACAAGGCCAAAUUCCUCAUCCCACUUAUUAAACAGUCCCAUGCCGGGCAAUAUGUCUGUUUGUGUCACAAGCCUUCUAGUUGGCCAGAGAAGAGUGAUACCCUGGAGCUGGUGGUGACAGGAGCCUUCAGUAAACCCAGACUGUCAGCACAACCAAGUCCUGUGUUGGCCCCAGGUGGCAAUGUCACCCUCCAGUGUGUCUCAAAGCAGCAAUAUGACAGGUUUAUUCUGAUUAAGGAAGGACCACAGAAGCUCUCCUGGAUCAUGGACUCGCAGUAUAACCAAUCUUCUGGGCAGUUUGAAGCCCUGUUUUCUGUGGGCUUUUUGACUCCCAACCAGCUUUGGACAUUCCGAUGCUACAGCAAUUACAGGAACAAACCACAGGUGUGGUCAGAAUCUAGUGAGCCCCUGGAACUGUCUUUCUCAGGAAUCUACUACAAUAAACCUAGCCUGUCAGUCCUGCCCAGCCCUGUGGUGACCUCAGGAGGGAACAUGACUCUCAAGUGUGUCUCCCAGGAGGAAUAUGACAAGUUCAUUCUCACCAAGGAAGGUCAGAAGUUCCUCAGCUCCAUGAACUCACAGUAUAUACACAGUAUUAGGCAGUACCAAGCCUUUUUCUCUAUAGAUCAUGUGACUCCAGACCACACAGGAACAUUCAGAUGUUAUGGUUACUACAAGAGUACCCCACGUUUGUGGUCUGUACCCAGUGAUCCCCUGGAAAUACACAUCUCAGGUGAGUCAGCACCAUCACUCCUUCCCCAUCAAGGCCAUAUCCUGGGACCUGGGAAAACCCUGACCCUACAGUUUUGCUCUGGUGUCAACUAUGAAAGAUUUGAUCUGUAA
Peromyscus californicus insignis is the source of this 1650-nucleotide messenger RNA. RefSeq names its product leukocyte immunoglobulin-like receptor subfamily B member 3-like. The coding region runs from base 1 to 1650 and encodes 549 amino acids. Lineage: Eukaryota; Metazoa; Chordata; Mammalia; Rodentia; Cricetidae. The record is from RefSeq and is a predicted model, not a curated record. The transcript has 8 exons.